Molecule: messenger RNA, 1458 nt
Organism: Puccinia graminis f. sp. tritici CRL 75-36-700-3
Lineage: Eukaryota; Fungi; Basidiomycota; Pucciniomycetes; Pucciniales; Pucciniaceae
Exons: 4
Coding region: 42-734 (230 amino acids)
Biological process (GO): iron-sulfur cluster assembly
Source: RefSeq, a predicted model, not a curated record
ACACCAGAUCUACACAAACCAAAAAAAAAGGAAACGAAACGAUGCCGGACAACGCCAACCCGAUCCUGAAGUCCUCGACCCCGUCCCAUUUCUCAUCAUUGCCAUCAUCAUCGUCGGUGUUAACGGAGCACCAAGAGCGGAGGAAGAGGUUCUUGGGACGAGUGCAAGAGGCCUCUGGGGCGCAAGAAGACCCGUACUAUCUCGACUCGGUGGACUUACUGGACGACGAGUCCGAGCAGGAUCUCAAGACUGGCUCGCUCAAGCUUCCCGAUAAGCGCAGUGGUAGCGAUGAUGAAGAAGAGAGGAUAGACUCGGAAGAGAUUUUCGACCUCAUUCGCUCGAUCACCGAUCCCGAACACCCGCUCACUCUCGAAGACCUCUCCGUCGUCUCGCCCGACCAGAUCACCGUCUCCUAUCCGCCCACCGACCCCGACCGCUCGGAUAGUCCCCACGUGUUGGUCAGGUUCACGCCGACUAUCCCGCAUUGCUCGAUGGCUACUCUGAUCGGGUUGACUUUGAGGGUUCGAUUGUUAAGGUCCUUACCCGCCCGCUUCAAAGUAGACAUCAAGAUCAAAGAAGGCAGCCAUCAAUCUGAGAACUCGGUCAACAAACAAUUGAACGAUAAGGAACGAGUCGCCGCGGCCCUCGAGAACAACCAUCUCUUGGGCGUCGUCCAGCAGUGCUUGAGCACCGCCCAUCUUCGUGGUGCCAAGCCUGACGGCUCGUCCCAUUAGUUUUUGCGAUCCUUGCCCAUUUCUUCUCGUUUCGGUCGAUCUUCUUCAAAGGAAAUUGUGUACAUCUACAUACACAUCAUAGUCUCGCUUUUCUGACCUUGUUGUCGUUUAUCUCAUCAUGUAUCACUUCUCACAACUCAUGCAUCUUUCCCGUUAUCAAGAUCAUUUGAGUCUUCCACCAGAAUGGGCUUUCCAUUGCUCUUUCAAUCGACACAUGCGCUAAACUUGUCUACUCGAUGAAAUCCCACCAACUAACGGUUCUUUGCAAGCUUGGUGAAGGGAUCUGGGAGAGCCAAUGGUACAUGAACGAUGAAGAUUUUGACAAUUGAGUGCAAAAUCCAUUUCAAGUCUCAUAGUGUAAUAUUAAUCAAUCACUGGUUACGAGCUAAUGAGACAGACCAGAACAAAAAAACAAACAAACUGAAAACAAAAUGAGAGGGGAAAUCCCAAAGCAAAAACAGAUGGAUAUUUAGAAUGUCAGGUGAUUUGAUUAGAGGGAAGAGGAUGGGAUGGUUGAUUGUUCGGAUGGCUGAUUAGUUCCAUCCGAAGAAUCGUCCUCGUUCACUCAUGCCCAAAUCACCUCCUGCCCAACUGCAGUUUAUCUUAACCAUCCAGAUCACCCAUCGAUCCGAGUUUAAGUAUUUUUGGUCGGAUGGAUGGAGGUGUUCGGGCGGAAUUCGAACUUGGACGGUGAUGGAAGAUAAUAGUUGAUGAAGGAAUCCCC